GGCUCAAACAAUAUAAAUUACAUGCAGUCCGUGAACGCAGCAUCACUCUGAGUAGUUGGUGGACCAACAUGACGGCUUCUGCUUUGGUGCGAAGGUUAGCAGCUCUGUCUGGAGCUUCUGCGGUGGGACUGGGAGCGUACGGAGCUCAUGGUUUCAAAAACAAAGACCCUGACGACUACCGGAUAGUACUUUAUGAAACUGCCAACAAGUACCACUUCUACCACAGCCUGGCCCUGCUAGGCGCCGCCCACUGCAGCAAACCUCUCAUGGCUGGCACCAUCCUGAUUGCGGGGAUGGGGAUGUUCUGCGGGCCCCUGUACCACCAGGCUUUGACGGGGGACCCCGGUCUAGGGAAGCUGGCCCCUGUGGGCGGUGUAGCUAUGAUCGCCGGCUGGCUGGCCAUGAUUCUGUGAUCUGACAGCCACUAGCCUGUCAGACCUCUUAAUGGAUGAACUGGAGCGCUGGUGGGAGCCCGCUGAAGGCUAGCACGCAUUUUCUAAAGUCACCCGUCCAACGGCUGGCUGCCUGUGGGAGGUGGAUGUGAGCGGGAGAUAAGGGCACAGCGGGAUUAUCACGUCUCUGCCACGACUGUCCUCUUGACUUCAGGGUUAUUAGGGAGGGAGUGCUGAUUAAUGCCCAACAGCUGUGGAUCAUCUUUAAUGGCACUUUCAGACUUGAACAUAAAUGACUAAUCUAGUAGACUACGUCUGUAUUUUUUUAUCCUGUAAAAGCAUUAUGAUUGAGACCAAACCAAUAAAAAUUACAUUGACA
This is a messenger RNA of Nothobranchius furzeri (turquoise killifish), 771 nucleotides long. RefSeq names its product transmembrane protein 256 (gene tmem256). Lineage: Eukaryota; Metazoa; Chordata; Actinopteri; Cyprinodontiformes; Nothobranchiidae. The record is from RefSeq and is a predicted model, not a curated record. Gene Ontology annotation, cellular component: membrane.